UUCGGGACCUGAAAGGGUUCGAGGUCUCAGCCUUUGGCACCUGCGGUGGAAGUCUUCUGUUGUCCUUUGUGGGCAGCGGGGUGAACAAGCCUGUGCUCCGGACGCGGCGGGCGGGGAUUUCUGUGUUCCCGCGGCCGGAGCCCUUUAGGCCCGGGCUGCUGUGGGACCGGCCCCGGUCCUCCCCUGCCCAGGCGGGUCCGCAGAAAGCUCUGCUUCCUCAGAGGCCAUUCCCCGGCCUCCUUGCCGAGGACGUCAGAGCCCUAGGGUACAUCCAGGAAGAAACUUUCCAGGUCAGAUCUUACUUGAAGCACUGAUAAAAGUUUUGCAUAGCUAUGAUGGCAUCUACUUGGGACAUGCAGGCCCACAAGGACCAGGAUGAACUUUUGGAAGUAAAGAUAGAGGAGGAAGAGGAAGAGAAGUAUACCACCAGACAGGAUCAGAACCUGCAAAAGAACAACACCCAUAGCAGAGAGAUCUUCAGACAGUACUUCAGACAAUUUUGCUACCAGGAAACAUCUGGACCCCGUGAGGCUUUAAGCCGACUUCGAGAACUUUGCCAUCAGUGGCUUCGGCCAGAGACCCACACCAAAGAACAGAUUCUGGAGCUGCUGGUUCUGGAGCAGUUCCUUACCAUCCUGCCAGAGGAGCUCCAGGCCUGGGUGCAGGAACAGCAUCCAGAGAGUGGGGAGGAGGUGGUAACUGUGCUGGAGGAUUUAGAGAGAGAGCUGGAUGAGCCAAGAGAUCAGGUCUUAGUCCAUACUGGGGAACAGGAAGUGUUCUUGCAGGAGAUGGUACCUCUAGGAACAGAACAAGAACAUAGUAUGUCCUUCCAGUCCGUAAAAGCCCAGCUAAAGUGUGAAUCUCCGGAACUUGGAGUCCAGCAGGAACAAGUUUCAGAUGUUGAGACUGGAAAUGAGUACAGAAAUUUAACUCUAAAGCAAGAAAUUUCUGAAGAAAUGGAACCAUAUGGGAAUAUAUCUAAUAGAUUUGAAAAUGAUAUACCUCGGUCUACUAGGUGUGGAGAAACUCAUAAACUUGAAGAAAAAACAGAAGAGCCUUCUGGAUACUCCAGGGAAGAUAAACAACCUACAUGUGAUGGAAAUGGAGCAAGUCUGACUGAGAACUCAGACCAUACUGAACACCAGAGAAUCUGUCCAGGAGAAAAAUCUUAUGAAUGUGAUGACUGUGGAAAAGCUUUUAGUCAACAAUCACGCCUCUUAGAACAUCAGAGGAUCCAUACCGGAGACAGGCCCUAUAAAUGUGAAGAAUGUGGAAAAGCUUUCCGUGGAAGAACUGUGCUUAUUCGACACAAAAUAAUACAUACUGGAGAGAAACCAUAUAAAUGUAAUGAGUGUGGCAAAGCCUUUGGCCGGUGGUCAGCUCUUAAUCAACAUCAGAGACUUCACACAGGAGAAAAACACUACCACUGUAAUGAAUGUGGCAAAGCCUUUAGUCAGAAAGCAGGCCUCUUUCACCAUCUCAAGAUCCACACAAGAGACAAACCUUAUCAGUGUACUCAGUGUAAUAAAAGUUUUAGUCGGCGUUCCAUACUUACUCAGCAUCAAGGAGUUCACACUGGUGCGAAGCCCUAUGAGUGCAAUGAGUGUGGAAAAGCCUUUGUUUAUAACUCAUCCCUUGUUUCCCAUCAGGAAAUCCACCACAAAGAAAAGUGCUAUCAGUGUAAGGAUUGUGGGAAAUCCUUCAGUCAGAGUGGCCUUAUUCAGCAUCAGAGAAUUCACACUGGAGAAAAACCCUACCAAUGUGAUGUAUGUGAAAAAGCCUUUAUUCAAAGGACAAGUCUUAUAGAACAUCAGCGAAUUCACACUGGAGAGAGACCCUAUAAGUGUGAUAAGUGUGGGAAGGCUUUUACCCAAAGAUCGGUCCUCAGGGAACAUCAGAGAAUCCACACUGGAGAGAGGCCCUACAAGUGCGAUGAGUGUGGGAAUGCCUUCCGAGGAAUCACCAGUCUCAUUCAGCAUCAGAGAAUCCACACUGGGGAGAAACCUUACCAAUGUGAUGAGUGUGGAAAAGCCUUCAGACAGAGGUCAGAUCUUAGUAAACACCAGAGAAUCCACUCUGGAGAGAGGCCCUACAAGUGUGAUGAGUGUGGGAAUGACUUCCGAGGAAUCACCAGCUUCAUUCAGCAUCAGAGAAUCCAUACUGGGGAGAAACCUUACCAAUGUGAUGAGUGUGGAAAAUCCUUCAGACAGAGGUCAGAUAUUAGUAAACACCAGAGAAUCCAUAAUGGAAGUGGUCCCUAUAUAUGUAAAGAGUGUGGGGAAUCAUUCAGGCAGAAUUCAGCUCUUACUCAACAUCAGUCUAUCCACAAAGGAGAAAAAUCUGUUUCUGUGUGAUGACCACAGGGAAGCUAUCUCACAGACUUCAGGCUGGUGAGAAAUACUAGCUUUCUAGUGAUUUGGGGCAAAACUUCAGUCACUAUUGCUAUAAGUAAACCUCAUAUAUUUAAUAAGAACCCUCUGUGUGCUGCCCAUUGUAUUAGGUGUUGUGGAGAACAAGAAAAUAACACCAGACUUAUUUUCUUGAAGAGUUUACAGCCUAAUUUGGGAUAUAUAAUAUCCACAUAUUUAGUUAAAUAAGACUUUAGUAGAGUAGGAUUGAUGCUCAACAUGGUAUAGCAUUAAAAUGGCACUUGUUAGACAAUAAAUGCUAUAAAUUCUAAAGAUAGAUUUGUUUUGCCUAGGGUGGUCAGGAAAGACUUUAUUGAAAAUAGGGUUUGAUGAGCAGAUUUGGAUGGUAAAAGGGAGAAAACAUUUAGGUAAAGCAAAUGUAAGAGGUAAGAGUGCCUGUGGUUUGGAAGCAUCAGUGACAAGACCUAAAGUGGAGAGUUUAUUCAUAGUGGGCAAUUGAUUGCAUUAAGUCAGAAGCAGCUUAGGAACAGACUGUGGGAGGGCUAGAAUGUCAAUGAUUUCAUCUGAUAAUUUACAGCACUUUGACACUUACAGAGCACUUUUCUCAUUUAAUUCCUAAAAUACCACUGUAAAUCAAAAUUAGUCUCCAUUUUAAAAAUGAGGAUACUCUUGCUUAUGGAGUUGGUGACGUAGCUAUAAUACCACACAAAACCCAGUACCUAAUUGCCAGGUCUCUGGUUUCUAGUUCUGUCCAUUACAGUAGUGAUUCCCCAACUUUGAUGAACAUCAAAAUCACCUGUGGAGCUUGUUUAACAUACCUGAGUCUUACAGACAUUCUGUUUCAUAAGGCCUAGGAUGGGAGUUGAAAAAUCUUCAUUUUUAUAGUGCCACAGUCACUUGUACUCUAAUAUUUGAGAAACAUUGAGUUGAGUCACAGCUGACUUCAUAAUUGUGUGUGAAGUGAAGAAGCCUGAAUACAGUCCUGUAAACAAGGGGAUACUGUAGACUUUUAUCACAAAUCCCUACAGGGGACAUGUGCCACCAACUCUUUAGAAUAAACAGGAAAUUAGACCACCAUCAUGCCUUAAAUCUAAAGUUUUAAGGUGGCCUUUCCAUCCCUUCAAAGUUAAGUAUUUCAAAACCUACAUUCCAAGGCUUAUUACCAAGGUCUUCUGAAUGCAAGGACUUAUAUGUUUGUUUAUUUAGGGGAGAGGUGCUGGUAUUCAUUUUUACUUUCAACCUCCCUUUGUUUCCCAUCUCUGUCAUUAUCAUUGAAUUCUGAGUUUUCUAAUAAUUGCUCUUGAGAACAGAUUACAAUUUUUUGGUUUGUAUACCUUCUUGAGCACAUAAAAGGCCCAAAGAUUACAGAUACUAUCCCUUGGGCGUCUGAAAAAAUAACCAACAACUGGUUGACUUUACCCUUGUAUUGCUGAGUUAAAAACUCUGGAUGAGAGCUUAUGAUGAUUAUUUUUGUGGGCAACAGAUAAGCCACAUAGAAGUACAUAUGAUUCCUGAUCUGUUUGUCUUUUUAUAUAGGAAUCAAUCUCUACUGUCCUAUUAUUUCUUUCCUGUUUUACCUUGCCAUAACAAAUUCCACACCACAAUUUCUGGGACUAUCUUCCCACUCUAGCCCAAGGCAACUGCAGUCCCUUUUCUUCCCUCACUUCUAGCGGUCAGUGGGUUUGAAGUGGUGAGGCAGUGACAAUAGGGGAAGGGGAGAAAGAAAAAAGUAAUUUCCAUUCUUCUUUAGUAAGUCCCACUCCUAAUUACAUUUCUAUGCAGCUCUGUGUCUUUGUCCUAUCUUCUUUCCACUCCUAUGAUUUAUUCUGCUAUUUCCCUAAUGUCCCUGUCGCUUGCUCCACUAUUCAUAACUUCUAUACAAAAUAUCAUCACAGGGUUAGAACUGGGAGAGUCCUUAGUCCUAUAGAAAUACCUGUGUUUCUAGUUUUCUAAGUUAUAAAUGUGAACACAUUUUCCCCUAGAAAUGAUAAUGGUAUAAGUACUAUAAUUUAGGCAUAUGACAUGUCAAAUUGGCUUUUGGGAUUGGAACUUAAUAUGACUUUCUGCAUGGAAUAACAUUCUUGAGUUCACAACAGAGAAAAGCAAAUGAACAGUUGAAAAACAACCACUGCUUAUUUAGGCUUUUUCAUAACACCAACAUUGGAGUUGCACACAUAAAGCACUGAGGCAACUGGGAUUAGAAACCUAGCUUUUUUACCUCAAGGAAACAAACAAGGAUCCCAAAUCUAUACCUGAGAGCUCUAUAGCUAUAAGUAUAUGAGGCCUGUUCCCUAGCUAAACUUACUCUGCUUCCCAUUUCUCUCUCUUAUGCAAACUCUUCUCAUUGGAGGGGACUUAGUAAUGUGAACCUUUAUGAGAAUGCCCUCCUUACCAGACCAAUGCUAUUCAUAUUCCUUAUCUAGUCUGAUUUUAUAGACUUGUUAUCCAAACUGAAAUGGCUCUGCAUAGUAAUUUCAGAGCCUCUGUGUUCAAUCUGAUUGUUCACUCGAAUGGAAGCUGCUUUUUAAACUUACUUUGCACUUUUUUCAGUGUCUUUAUUUGGGGUCUUUCCAGUUAAUUUUCUGCUUAACAUGUUUCUGUCAAUGCACACAUGUUCCUCCACUUGCCUUUCUGCACACUACUUAAUCUAACUCUCUUACGUACCAAAUAUAGAGGGACCAUAAACAAAGACCAAGAACAAUGGAAUAUGCCUAUUAUAUAAGAGGAAACAGUUCAUACUUGUUUAAAAAUAAAUGUGGGUGUUUUGUUGUUGUUUCUUGUGCUUAAAUACAAUUGUAGUACCAAAAAAAGGUGGAGUGGCAUGGAAUUUCCAGGUACACAUCAUGGAUCAAACUAGUUAUCUAGGAUAAGGAGAAAAUAUAGAAGAACAAAGUUACUACUUGGAGCUAAAUUGACAAUACAGAAAAAUCGAGGCUUUGAGGGGCAAAUAGAGGAUGUGACAAAGUAUGUUAGAUAUGGAAUAGGAGUGCUACAUUGGGGAGUACAGUAAACAGAGAAUGCCUUUGAUACGGUCAAGAACAUCUUUAUGGAUAAAAGAUAGAUGUGGUGUGACAGAUUCUAGGAAAUCAGGGACCUUUGAGGCAUCUUAUCUAUGUGGAUUUUGAAAUAAUCAACAAUAACAGGAGCCAGAAUGGAAAGGACAAAUGUGAAAGUGAAGCGGGUCCAAGGUAGAAGUAAUGGCAGUUAAUAAUAGUAGUAACCACAACAGCCAGUAAAAGUACCUGGUAUAAACUCAAAUGAAUUAAUCAUAAAGCAGCAGCUUACAGAUUACAUUAAGGAUGAGAAUAAGGUUGCCUGGCUUUUCUUUUCUACUUGAUUCAAGGUAAACAAGACAUUGAUUGUUUAAGGCAAAAAGCACAGAGGAGUUAGGGGAGAGUCAUGUUUGUAAAGCAAUGAAAAGUGAAGUGAGUGUAAACACAGCUGUGGAUGAAAAAGUAACCUGACAAAUGGAUUCUAAAGAGUACAGUAGGAAGGGACUCCAAAGGAAAAAAGAUGGAUCUCUCCCCCCCAAAAUAAAUUGUAUGUAGUGGUUGGUAGAAUUUGAGGUAUGAGAUAAAGCUCAUGGGAAAGGAGAAUGGGAUUGAGCAGGGCUCUGAAUUGAGAAAUCUCAACUGUAUGGCGAGGUUGGAGAUGGAGAGCCCUAAGAUACAAGAACUUAGACAAGCUCUGUACUCCUAUACUCCAUACAGAAGUAGCCUCUUUUGUUAAUAUACAAAAAAUAGAUUAUUAAUUGUAGAGUUGUUAUAGUCAAAACAAAGCUAUUAUUGGCCAACUUUUGGAAUUGAGAAAAAAUAAUACUGUACAUUUAUUAAUUUCUUACUAAGGGACAGGCAUUACUAAAUGAUUUACUUAUAUUAUUUCACUUUUAGCUGGGGAAACUGAAAUCAAUGAAUUAAAGCUGCUCAACCUCACAAAGUUAAUAUAUGGUGGAGCCAGGAUUUAAACUCAAGCAGCCCAAUUCCAGAACCCAUACUUUUAAACUCUGUGAUACUCUUCCUGUUCUAUUUCAGUUGAAUGAACCUUAUUUUGCAGUAUUUAGUGUCUUGAAUAAUUAUCUGUAGAAAUUUUUCAACUCCUGUCACUAUUCUGGAAAAUACUUAGUCCUGGGGUCCAGACACCUCAGGUAAUAACAUCACCACCCUCUCUGCAUACCAAAUCGUGGGUGAGGUUUGGCCAGCAUAAACACAGCCCUGAUUCUUGUUGCCUGCACAGUGAGGAUGUCGCAGGAGACAUUCUACUUUAAAAAUGGGUUCUUUAUAUGAAAGGAUCACCCUGCUAGCUUAGAACCAUAAUUCACAUUCUGCUUUUUUCUUUAAGGUAGAUCAUAAAGAUUUAAAGAGAUGUCCUCAAGUGUUAAUAACCCAUUAUAGAUUUAUCUUUGAUAGAGUUUCUAAAAGUGGUUUUAUAUUUGGAGCCAGUACCACUUUUUUGAUUAAAAAACAUAAAUAUAUAUAGAAUAUUGGUUUUGUUUGCUUAAAAUUGACAUCUUAUAGUUCAUAUGGUACCCCUGUUGACUCCACAAGGCCAGAGUUUGAGCAACAAGUGCAUGUUCAACCUGGGGAUAAUCAUGUGGAUAGCCUUUUUUUUUGAGACAGAGUCUCACUCUGUUGUCUGGGCUAGAGUGCCGUGGCAUCAGCCUAGCUCAC
Messenger RNA from Microcebus murinus (gray mouse lemur), 7036 nucleotides. RefSeq names its product zinc finger and SCAN domain containing 12 (gene ZSCAN12). Gene Ontology annotation, molecular function: DNA-binding transcription factor activity, RNA polymerase II-specific. Gene Ontology annotation, cellular component: nucleus. The record is from RefSeq and is a predicted model, not a curated record. Gene Ontology annotation, biological process: regulation of transcription by RNA polymerase II. Lineage: Eukaryota; Metazoa; Chordata; Mammalia; Primates; Cheirogaleidae.